Messenger RNA from Fonsecaea nubica, 363 nucleotides. RefSeq names its product diphthamide biosynthesis protein 3. Gene Ontology annotation, molecular function: metal ion binding. Gene Ontology annotation, biological process: protein histidyl modification to diphthamide. The coding region runs from base 1 to 363 and encodes 120 amino acids. The record is from RefSeq and is a predicted model, not a curated record. The transcript has a single exon. NCBI's taxonomy places the organism in Eukaryota, Fungi, Ascomycota, Eurotiomycetes, Chaetothyriales, Herpotrichiellaceae.
AUGCCCUCAACCACAACCACCGCCGCCGCCUCCUCCCUCACCACCCUCAACCUCACCGGCUCUUCCUCCUCCGCCAAAGAUGCCGAAGACCUCGACAUGUACGACGAAAUCGAGAUCGAGGACAUGACCUACGACCCGACCCUGCAGAUCUACCACUACCCGUGUCCCUGCGGCGACCGGUUCGAGAUUUCUCUCGGCAGUCUGAAAGAGGGCGAGGACGUCGCCGUCUGUCCGAGCUGUAGUUUGAUGGUGAGGGUCAUCUUUGAUCUGGAGGAUUUGGUUGACGAGGAAGAGGAGGGUUCGGACGAAGAGGAGGAAGGGAAUGGAGAGGAAGAGGAGAAGAAGGAGAAAGAAGAGAAAUGA